Messenger RNA from Vicia villosa (hairy vetch), 1035 nucleotides. Its product is annotated as putative bark agglutinin LECRPA3. NCBI's taxonomy places the organism in Eukaryota, Viridiplantae, Streptophyta, Magnoliopsida, Fabales, Fabaceae. The transcript has a single exon. Gene Ontology annotation, molecular function: carbohydrate binding. Bases 59 to 871 code for a protein of 270 amino acids. The record is from RefSeq and is a predicted model, not a curated record.
CUCUUGAUUUUCAUUAACAACUAGAGUCAGCUAGUAUCAAAAAUCAAAGCUGAAUACCAUGGUUUUCUUUCCGAGUACUAGUCAGAAACUAGUUUCCCUUGUGUUAGUUAUCUUCACAACUUGGUUUCUGUUAGUGAACUCAGAAAAAAGCGUUUCCUUUAACAUCAACAACUUCAAUUACAAUAAACCAGAUAUAAUCCUUCGAGGGAGUGCCAAAAUUUCAGACUAUGGCUAUUUGGCACUCACCGAUCCUAAUGAUUCUACGUUGCUUGUUGGCCAUGCCUUGUAUUCAAAACCCGUGCCCAUUUGGGACGGUCCCUCUGGCAACGUUGCUAGGUUUGUAACUUCAUUCUAUUUUGACGUUGAAAAUGUAGGAGAUUCAAAACCUGCUGAUGGCUUCGUCUUCUUUCUUGCUCCAGAUUCUGAAAUUCCUAACAACUCAAGUGGUGGGCAUCUCGGAAUAGUUGAUAGAAACAAAGAUCUCAAUAAUUUUGUUGGUGUCGAAUUAGACAAUUAUGUUAAUUCAUGGGAUCCAAAAUAUUCACAUAUUGGAAUCAAUUUCAACAGUUUAAUGUCGUUGAAGACGGUGCCAUGGAACAGGGCGGACAAAGCUUUGUCUCAUGUAACUAUCACCUAUGACUCUAUCUCUAAGACUUUGACUGUUGUAUUAGCAGACCAAAAUGGCCAAUUUACUACUCUUGGUCAAGUUCUUGAUUUGAAAGAGAUGCUCCCAGAAACAGUUAGGAUUGGUUUUUCUGCUUCCACGUCACGAGCAUCCCGUCAACUACACAACAUUCGUUCAUGGUAUUUCGGUUCAGUUUUGAAGACAGAUAAUAACAGCACCACAAAUUCUAUUGCAAGCGAUGCAUGAUUUCAUUUCUUCUGCUGUAUACAUAUGCAUGGUCACUACAGCUAGUAUUUUCUAAAUAAAGACAACACUAUGUGUCUAUCUUGUUAUCCAUCUUUGUUUGAAUGUUUUCUUUCUUUUUAUUUAAGACCAUGUUUGUACUAUGUUUAAAUUAAUAAUGUUAUUUA